Molecule: messenger RNA, 2613 nt
Organism: Xyrichtys novacula (pearly razorfish)
Lineage: Eukaryota; Metazoa; Chordata; Actinopteri; Labriformes; Labridae
Source: the annotation of a GenBank genome assembly
CUCUUGUCGAACACGGAUGGAUUAAACCCGCGCACCAACGUCUUCCGCACUUCGGUGACCCCGGGAGGGAGAAAAGAGUAUAAAUAAUGUUUUCAGCCUGAAUUAAAGGUAUUUAUACUACAUAUUUUUCUUAAAUGUUGUUCCAGUUCAGCUCAGAAACAACCUCCAGCUUUGUGAAGGUUGUUGUCAGUGAAGUUAGUUACGAUUUUACAUGUUUUUAAUCUCUCCUCAUGAAGUCUGUCUGCAUGAUAUGAAGAAUAAAUUACUCUAAGGAGGAUUUUUAACUGUUUUCUGACCGCACAACUGAUCUAAAAAUAUUGAGAUUAUUUUUAAAAUUAAGAUCAUGUUUGGCUUUAUUUCUGAACCUGCGUUACAUUAAAUAGGAAUUUUAAAAAUGCUGUCUAUUUAUUUUUAUUCAAACCUAAAGUCAGUGAUUAAAUGUCUUUUUAACUUGAUUUCUGUUCACCUUUACCCUCAGAUGUUCUCUGCUGUGCUCAGAAGAAGUACUUUAUCAGCCCAAAAGGUAUUAACCCUUGAACAUUUUUAACUCUAAGAACUUAAAUGAUCAUUAAUUGUCAAUUUUAACCUUUUUUUCCUCAUUUAAAUCUCUCUCAGGUGUGGCAGUGGACAGGUCCUCCACAUAGAAGCUUCACCUCAGCCCUGAUUGGAGCUCAUAAUGGUGGAUCCAUCUCCAGGCAGACCUGCUGGGCCUCAACAUCACUGCCUUUACUUUCAAACAGUGAUAAUGGACGAGUGAAAUACCUUGAUGGUCUCGGGUUCAGGAGGACACAGGAUCUUGCUGCGUCAUGUUCACUGAGGAGACAACAUUUCCACUCGUCUGCUGUGAGGCUGAAAAAGCGUCCGCUGCCUGAGCCUCAACCGAGGGAACUGGACCUGCUGCGCUAUGACAUGAAGGACUUGUUGAAGGGUCCCAAACCCGCCUUGUACCUGGGGUUUGCGGGUCUGAUCCCCUUCGUUGCCCCUACUCUGUUCAUGGGUGUGAUUGAGGGUUACUCUCCAGAGCUGGCCUACGCUCAGGUGGCGUACAGCGCCUCCAUUGUUUCCUUUCUUGGCGGAGCUCGAUGGGGGUUCACUCUUCCUGAAAGCAGUCCAGCCAAACCUGACUGGAUAAACUUGGCGAACAGCGUGGUCCCCUCCCUGUUGGCCUGGGUGACCAUGCUGAUGAGCGACAAUAUUGUUACCGCAGGAACCAUGGUUAUUAUGGCGCUGGGAGUCUCCCUGCACUACGAUCUGUCUCUGCUGCCCACCUACCCCAGCUGGUUCAAAGCUCUGCGAGCCGUCCUGACCAUAGUGGCGUUUUUCUCUCUCAUUGGCACUUUGAUCAUUUAUAAUUGGUUCCCAGAAAAGAAGAUAUUCUCAGAUUGAAUGUCAAAGAUAUUAAAAUGAUGUAUAAAGACUACAAAGUAUUGUUGUAUGUAAAGUUUGGAGUAUACUGCCCCUCAUGGAGGUUAGGAAUUGUCGAGUUAUGUUCAGGAUUUUAUAGGUGAUGCCAAAAAACAGCCUCUAAAGUCAAAUCGUUAAGUCCAAUGUGUUAAAUUUCAUAAUGAAAUUUAAUAGAAAUAAAACAGUUUCCAUCAAUCUGGACUUUGUAAAGUUAAUUUUGUUUUUGAAAAGCCUUUGGUCAGAAAUGUAAUGGUUUAGUUUGCAAUCUUUAUUUACACUAUCAUGCACUAAGGCAGGGGUGUCAGACUCAAGCACAGCAAGGGCCAUAAUCUGGAUUAAGGUCUAACCUGAGGGCCAAACAGGGUCAACAACAUUUCACCAAAACCGUCAACAUCCUUUCAAAAAAAUAUGCAAAACAAAAACAGCAAUGAUUAUAAGUCAUUUGGAAAUUCAAAAAAGAUAAAAAGAUAAGUUUAAAGGCAUGACAUCUCUAUUUAAAUUAUUGGUUCAAAAGAUAAGAGCAUGAUAUUAAAAAUAGAAAAAUAAUGCUUUUAAAGAAUACUUGAGGUGAACGUUGAAAUCAGGUUUAAAAGGUCAAAAUAGGACUUAAAAUUGGAAUUUAAAGUAUAAAAAUGACAUAAAUCUAUAUACUGAGUCGAACAAAAUCAAAGCAUGAAAUAAAAAAUCCAAUCAAGUUUGACUUGUAAUCUUGAAAUGCAAAAUUAAAAACAUGAAAUAAAACACCAAAUAUUUUUUCCCCACAUUCAUGACUAUUUAUCGAAUCUUCCUGACUCUUUAAUUUCAUAGAUUUUCGUGGUUUAUUAAGGACAUUUUAAAUAAUGAUGCUCAAGUUUACAUUAUUAUACUGGAGGAAAUCUGCAGACUUCAUACUGGUGGGCCAAUAAUAAUACAAAUAUAUGAUCUUGUGGGCCAGAUUUGGCCCCCGGGCCUUGAGUUUGACACCUGUGCACUAAGGCCUUGUUUGCAUGUGGUUUUAAAAACUGGAACAAAGGUGGGAAGUCUCAGCCAUAGGUGUGAACCAGAAGUGUGUAGGGUGGAUUAACACCCAACCUCUGAGGCGACACGGGUCCAGUUUACACUCAGGAUUAACAUCAGAUAUGGAUGGUUUGAUCACAGGUGUCUAGCUUUCACUUCAGGUGUGAACACUUACCACUCAACCCAUAAUAAAGAGGUUGUUAUUUAAUGUAA